This is a messenger RNA of Echinops telfairi (small Madagascar hedgehog), 2477 nucleotides long. It is a transcript of the gene USP27X, whose product is annotated as ubiquitin specific peptidase 27 X-linked. The record is from RefSeq and is a predicted model, not a curated record. The coding region runs from base 299 to 1615 and encodes 438 amino acids. Gene Ontology annotation, biological process: protein deubiquitination. The transcript has a single exon. Gene Ontology annotation, molecular function: cysteine-type deubiquitinase activity. NCBI's taxonomy places the organism in Eukaryota, Metazoa, Chordata, Mammalia, Afrosoricida, Tenrecidae.
UUUUGCCUUUGGUCCACCGGGCUGUUCUCACGUGAGCAGUUUUAAGGUGGGAGAGAACUGGAGGCAGGAACUGCGGUUGAUUUACCAGUGUUUCGUGUGGUGUGGAACCCCAGAGACCAGGAAAAACAAGGCAAAGUCUUGCAUCUGCCAUGUGUGUGGCACCCAUCUGAACAGACUCCACUCUUGCCUUUCCUGUGUCUUCUUUGGCUGUUUCACCGAGAAACACAUUCAUGAGCACGCUGAGACGAAACAACACAACUUAGCCGUAGACCUGUACUAUGGAGGUAUAUACUGCUUUAUGUGUAAGGACUAUAUUUAUGACAAAGACAUUGAGCAAAUUGCCAAAGAAGAGCGAGGAGAAGCUUUGAAAUUACAAGCCUCCACUUCAACAGAGAUUUCUCACCAGCAGUGUUCAAAACCGGGCCCCGGUGAGAAAUUCCUGACCUGGGAAACGACCAAACCGGAGUUGGAACUGCUGGGACACAACCCACGGAGAAGAAGGAUCGCCUCAAGCUUUACCAUAGGUUUAAGAGGACUUAUCAAUCUUGGCAACACGUGCUUUAUGAACUGCAUUGUCCAGGCACUCACCCAUACUCCAAUCCUGAGAGAUUUCUUCCUCUCUGACAGGCACAGGUGUGAAAUGCCCAGCCCCGAGUUGUGUCUGGUCUGUGAGAUGUCUUCACUUUUUCGAGAAUUGUAUUCUGGAAACCCGUCUCCUCAUGUUCCUUAUAAAUUGCUGCAUUUGGUUUGGAUACAUGCACGCCACUUAGCAGGGUACAGGCAACAGGAUGCCCAUGAGUUCCUCAUUGCAGCCUUAGACGUGCUGCACAGGCAUUGCAAAGGGGAUGAUGUUGGGAAGGCAGCCAAUAAUCCCAACCACUGUAACUGCAUCAUAGACCAAAUCUUCACAGGUGGCCUGCAGUCUGAUGUCACUUGUCAAGCCUGCCAUGGUGUCUCUACCACAAUAGAUCCAUGCUGGGACAUCAGUUUGGACUUGCCUGGUUCUUGCACCUCUUUCUGGCCCAUGAGUCCAGGGAGGGAGAGCAGUGUGAAUGGGGAAAGCCACAUACCAGGAAUCACCACGCUCAUGGACUGCCUGCGAAGGUUUACAAGACCAGAACAUUUGGGAAGCAGUGCCAAAAUCAAGUGUGGUAGUUGCCAAAGUUACCAGGAAUCUACCAAACAGCUCACAAUGAAUAAAUUACCUGUUGUUGCCUGUUUUCAUUUCAAGCGGUUUGAACAUUCAGCCAAACAGAGGCGCAAGAUCACUACAUACAUUUCUUUCCCUCUGGAGCUGGAUAUGACACCAUUUAUGGCCUCAAGUAAAGAGAACAGAAUUAAUGGACAGUUGCAGCUGCCAACCAAUAGUGGAAACAAUGAGAAUAAGUAUUCCUUGUUUGCCGUGGUUAACCACCAAGGAACCUUGGAGAGUGGCCACUAUACCAGCUUCAUCCGGCACCAAAAGGACCAGUGGUUCAAAUGUGAUGAUGCCGUUAUCACCAAGGCCAGUAUUAAGGAUGUGCUUGACAGUGAAGGGUAUUUACUUUUCUAUCACAAACAAGUCCUGGACCACGAGUCAGAAAAAGUGAAAGAGAUGAAUACGCAAGCCUACUGAAGUGACACACAGAUUUUACCUGUAAUGGAAGACAACAGCACCGGUAGUACAACUGGCAUCGAGAUUUAAAGGACCUAUUUGACCAUGGCCUGUGGGCCUGACAGAGUAAGAAUUGAACAGUACCCAGUGUCCAACAGGUCUUGAUUUGAAGAGAAGUAGGGAGGGAGAAGAGGUCUAAAGAGUCAAAGGGAAAUUAAAUGGCAGGGAUGGGAACAAGGUUUGGGAAGGCAGGAAAAUUUUGACACUGGUACAUAUCCUAUAUUCCUCCAAAAGGUUGUGGGGUGGGAGGGGGGUGGUGUGGGGGUUGUGUGUACCCUUGUAACCAUAAAACAUCUUUCACCAUGGGUGUUUCAGCUUCAACUGACCAAUCACAUAACAGUUAUAAGUCUGAGGGGGAAAAGAAAAGCUUAUAAAAAUGUAGCCCACUGCAUAUAUAGGUAUGAAAGCAGAAAAGUGGAGGAGGCAGGGAUAUCUCAUUGACAAACACCUUUGCCAGUUUCUUUGCAUUCGUGAUUUUUGUGCUAUUUAAUGCAGUAUUAACAAAAGAAAAGCCCACAUGGGCUGGUGAAAGGAGAAGGAAUAGAGCUCGUACAGGGGGAUCAGGGGCUCCCAAGUGGACAAGACAAGAAAUACUAUCUACACAGACAGGCUAAGAGUAUAGUAUGUGAGUGUUUAAAAAAAAUCUGUAUGAUAUACUUGAGAAAAAUCAAUGAACCUUUUUAUGAUUCUUUUUCCAUCUGUAAAAUGAUAAUUCUUAUCGUAAAGGGUUACUGUAAAGGUUGAACAAUAUGAAAUGUGUCAAAGUACAAAGUAAAAGCCUUGGAACUUUAUAAGGGCUCAGUAAACGUUUGUUGGAUCUGUA